Messenger RNA from Coregonus clupeaformis (lake whitefish), 1227 nucleotides. RefSeq names its product glycerol-3-phosphate dehydrogenase [NAD(+)], cytoplasmic-like. Gene Ontology annotation, cellular component: cytosol; glycerol-3-phosphate dehydrogenase (FAD) complex. The coding region runs from base 67 to 1119 and encodes 350 amino acids. Gene Ontology annotation, biological process: carbohydrate metabolic process; glycerol-3-phosphate catabolic process. The record is from RefSeq and is a predicted model, not a curated record. Gene Ontology annotation, molecular function: protein homodimerization activity; glycerol-3-phosphate dehydrogenase [NAD(P)+] activity; NAD binding. The transcript has 8 exons. Lineage: Eukaryota; Metazoa; Chordata; Actinopteri; Salmoniformes; Salmonidae.
GACGCGUUCUCUCAGCAAUCACUUCAGGAGGAACGACAGACACCGUGAACGGUCGCACUGUACAUCAUGGCACCCAAGAAAGUAUGCAUCAUUGGCUCUGGCAACUGGGGUUCUGCCAUUGCCAAGAUUGUGGGCACCAACGCAGGAAAGCUUGACAUAUUCGACACGACAGUGAACAUGUGGGUGUUUGAGGAGACGGUGAACGGACGCAAACUCACAGAGAUCAUCAAUACAGACCAUGAGAACGUCAAGUACCUGCCUGGACACAAGCUGCCUCCCAACAUCGUGGCUGUUCCAGAGGUGACGGAUGCUGUGAAGGGAGCAGACAUCCUGAUCUUCGUUAUUCCACACCAGUUCAUCAACAGAAUCUGUGACACCAUCAGAGAACACAUCAAGAAGGAUGCUGUGGGCAUGUCUCUUAUCAAGGGUGUGGAUGAGGGUCCCGAGGGGUUGAAGCUGAUUUCUGAUGUCAUCAGAGAGAAGCUGGGCAUCACCAUGACAGUACUGAUGGGGGCCAACAUUGCCAACGAAGUCGCAGAGGAGAAAUUCUGCGAGACCACAAUCGGCUGUAAGAACCAGGACUGGGGCCCCAUCCUGAAGGAACUGAUGCAGACCAUUAACUUUAGAGUCACUGUGGUGGUGGAGGCCGAUGUCGUAGAGAUCUGUGGAGCUCUCAAGAACAUAGUGGCGGUGGGAGCAGGGUUCUGUGACGGCCUGGGCUUCGGUGAUAACACGAAGGCAGCGGUGAUCAGACUGGGGCUGAUGGAGAUGAUCUCCUUCGCCCGGAUAUUCUGCACCGCUGGACCCGUCUCCCCCGUCACAUUCCUGGAGAGCUGUGGCGUCGCCGACCUCAUCACCACCUGCUACGGCGGACGUAACCGCAAGAUCGCAGAGGCCUUCGCAAAAACAGGAAAGACAAUUGAGGAGUUGGAGAAGGAGAUGUUGAAUGGUCAGAAGCUCCAGGGUCCAGCAACCGCAGCUGAAGUCAACCACAUUCUGAAGAAGAAGGGCCUGGUGGACAAGUUCCCCUUGUUCAACGCUGUCAACCAGAUCUGUUUCCACGGACACCCCGUCAAAGAGUUCAUCAGCUGUUUGCAGAACCACCCUGAACACAUGUAACUAACUGAAGGAUGCUGCUACUCGGAUGCUUUAAAUGUUGGAAACAGCUGGAGGAAGGAAGGGAGGGAGGAAGGAAGGAAGGAAGGAAGGAAGGAAGGAAGGAAGGAA